Trichoderma harzianum CBS 226.95 is the source of this 1506-nucleotide messenger RNA. RefSeq lists its product as hypothetical. The transcript is spliced from 4 exons. The record is from RefSeq and is a predicted model, not a curated record. Gene Ontology annotation, molecular function: iron ion binding; heme binding; oxidoreductase activity, acting on paired donors, with incorporation or reduction of molecular oxygen. Lineage: Eukaryota; Fungi; Ascomycota; Sordariomycetes; Hypocreales; Hypocreaceae. Bases 1 to 1506 code for a protein of 501 amino acids.
AUGUUCGGGAGCCUGUCGCUGCUCUUUUCGGCUGUCGCCGGAUUGAUUCUUCUUUCAAUUCUCAUCAGUACGGUAAAAAAGGUUUCUUUCGUCCUGACGUCUCCCUUGAGAGCUUUGCCAGGGCCGCGGGUCUCUCUUUGGACAAACUUGGUAUUGAAAAGGGCCGUGGUAACGGGAACGCGGAUCCAUUACAUUCACGCUCUGCAUCAAAAGUACGGGCCAAUCGUGCGUAUAAGUCCCAAUGAGGUCUCUGUUGCGGAUCCACAAAGUGUUCAGGCCAUCCACAAGAUAAAUUCAGGGUACACGAAAAGUCCGUGGUAUGUCGAGGUCGCGCCAUUCGGGCGGCCGAUCCUUUUCUCCAUGAGUGACAGCAAGGCGCAUGGUACUCGACGGAAGCUUUUUGCUCGUGCGUUUUCCAAGACAUACCUAAAGCAAAACUACGAGAAGACUGUCCAUGAAAUGACGAGGCAAGUGGUGAUGAAGAUUCAGAAUGAAGCAAAGCAGAAAGGAAGCGCAUGUGUCCUGCGGUGGUGGACAUUCAUGGCGACCGAUAUCUCGGCGCUGCUCAUGUUUGGCGAUUCAUUUCACGCCAUCGAGCGGGGGCAGGUCAAUGAGUAUAUCCGCAUCCUCCAAUCAAAUAUGAAAGGAAGCGGAAUCGCGGCCGAGCUACCAUGGUGGAUUCCUCCUCUUCUCAAGUGUAUCCCAGUUGAGGGUAUAAGGGAACUUUUCCGAGGCAACGACAUCCUCAUAAAAUACGGACUGGAAGCACGCAGGAAGAGCAAAGCUGCAGGAAAUGAUAAAAGCAUCUUCUCGGCCGUCAACAAAGAGGCCCAGACAGAAGGCGGUCGCCUCGACGAGACGGACGUCCAGUAUGAGUCUCAAGGCCUCUUGGUAGCCGGGUCCGAUACUACCGCAGUGACCAUGACUUACCUCGUCUGGGCUGUGCUCUCACACCCGCAGUGGCAGGCCAAACUCGAACAAGAGGUUGCGGAAUUACGGCCGGACUUCUCAGAGGAGGAUUUAGAGAAGUUGCCGGUCCUCAACGGAAUCAUCGAGGAAACUUUGAGAUUGUACGGAGCUGCGCCAGGCGGACUACCGCGUAUUGUACCAAAGGGAGGCGCACAUAUGAUGGGACACUACAUACCCGCUGGCACAACGGUAACAACUCAAGCUUUCACUCUGCACAGAGACUCCAAUCUCUUUCGAAACCCUGAAAGAUUUGAUCCUUCGCGGUGGCAGCUUUCAGAUGAUUUGGAAGAUACGGGUGCUGUAUCGAGAAUCACAGAUGCAGCAAAAGCGGUAUACUCGCCGUUCGGAUUAGGUGCUCGGGUCUGCCUUGGAGUGCACCUGGCCCGCAUGGAGAUGAGACUCGCAACCACCGAGUUCUUUAGGGCGUGUCGGGGUGCCAGACUCGCGCAUUCGGUGACAGAUGAGUCGAUGGCUAUGGAAAAUCAUUUUCUCAUCGCACCAAAGAGCCACAAGUGCGAGAUUGUGUUACAGGAAUAA